AUCCCAUAUCCCCGAUUUUCUGAAAUGUUGAUGCUUGCAAAAAGUGACAAGUGCACACACCAGUGUUUUAGACAUCUUAAUCCAUAUGAUGUGUUUUCUAUGAUGUUUCAUAUUCGAUUUAGUUUGACAGAUUGAAAAAUAUUUGAAACGUCUGUUUGAAAAAAAUUGCGUCUCAUAAAUUGUAAUUGUUCUUGAAUUCAUCAUGGACAUCGAAAGUGAUGAAAAAUGUUGUGUACUUCACCGGAAAUAAGAGAUGUUGCAAAAAUUACAACAUUGAAUCUAUUGCCGGAAAAAUCAAGAAAUCUCUACCUAAAAGUGUUUAACAAUUUCAUGGAUUGAAGAGCAGCGAAUAAAAUCCAAUCAUUUUUUGAGGCAGUUUUAUUGGCAUAUUUCUCGAAAUUAUCAGCUAACCAUCAACAUUAUGGUCCCAUUAUUCUAUUCUAUAAAUGAAUGCAUCGAUAUCGAAAGUUAUAAAAAACUGCGUUCACUUUUGAAAAGGAAAUUAGAAGGUUCUCGGCCGAAAAAAGCUAGUGUUUUCUUGCUAAAAAGAAAAAAAUUAUUUCUGAGGCAUGUGUUGAAAAGUAUCUUGCAAUGAAGGUUACAAUGAUAAUGGGUGUUAUGGGUGCAUGCCGAGCAAAUGAAUUGUAUAACAUGAAAAUACAAGACAUUGGAUCAGCUGUCUUGGUAAACGUGCCCAAUACCACAGCAAAAAUCAGUAAAAAAUUCACUAUAAAUGAGGAUUUUUACCGGAUUUGUAAAAAAUACAUAGAACUGCAUCCAGCACAUGUAACUUCUAAUUAUUUUUUUCUGAACUAUCAAAAUGGAAAAUGCACUUCACAAAGGAUUGAUAUAAACAAAUUCACGAUAAUGGGAAAGCAAAUAGCUGAGUUUCUGAAGCUGCUAAAUUGCAAUGAAUAUUAUGAACAUAGCUUCCGCAGAUCUUCGGCAACCAUACUCGUCGAUGCUGGUGGAGACAUAAGAACACUGAAGCGACACGGGGGCUGGAAAUCCACGAUGGUUGCCGAAGGAUACAUAGAAGAUUCAAUGAAGAACAAAUUAGACACAGCUCAGAAAAUAUCAACCUCGAUACAAGAAGAAACAACUGAAUUCCAAAUUGGAAAUCUAAAGCAAAUAGGAACGACCGACCAAAGCAUUGAUUUAUCUAUAAAUUCAAUGCCUUCCUUUAUUUUCAAUAAUUGUUCUUUUAAUAUUUGUUAUGACUCCUGAACGUAAAAUGAAAACACUUCCAAUGCGA
Messenger RNA from Coccinella septempunctata (seven-spotted ladybird), 1255 nucleotides. RefSeq lists its product as uncharacterized. Gene Ontology annotation, molecular function: DNA binding. The coding region runs from base 592 to 1227 and encodes 211 amino acids. The record is from RefSeq and is a predicted model, not a curated record. Gene Ontology annotation, biological process: DNA recombination; DNA integration. NCBI's taxonomy places the organism in Eukaryota, Metazoa, Arthropoda, Insecta, Coleoptera, Coccinellidae. The transcript is spliced from 2 exons.